Molecule: messenger RNA, 231 nt
Organism: Linum tenue
Lineage: Eukaryota; Viridiplantae; Streptophyta; Magnoliopsida; Malpighiales; Linaceae
Source: the annotation of a GenBank genome assembly
GAAGCUCAUCGCUCCCGUGCUAUUUGGGAUAACUAUCCGGAAUCGCUUGUUCCCGUGGUUCAUAAAGGGACCAAUAACUUGCCCGCUUGGCAUCCAAGGUUGGAGCCCUACAUAGCGAGGACCGGUUUGGGAAUGUUGCGCCAUUUCUUGCGGAUCGAGAUCGACAACGAUCUGCUUACGGCAAUGGCGGAACGAUGGCGUCCCGAAACCCAUACAUUCCACCUUCCAGAG